Lactuca saligna is the source of this 1920-nucleotide messenger RNA. NCBI's taxonomy places the organism in Eukaryota, Viridiplantae, Streptophyta, Magnoliopsida, Asterales, Asteraceae. The record is from the annotation of a GenBank genome assembly.
AUGUAUUCAAUACUAGGUAUGAAACCUGUGUACUACACAGAGGCAUUAAACAGGAAGCUGUUGAGCAAAAGUGUUUCAAUAUCGAUCCCAGUGAGCUCCAAUGAAGUAAAUUCUGAUGAAAUAAGUCAUGUUUCCUCUACAAGUCCCUUGUAUACUAGAAAUCAUAACAAUCAAUCGGGAGAUUCUAAUAAUGAAAAUGAUGGUGUUGUACUUGUACAUGGGGGGUGGACACAAGAAACGUUAUCUUUACUAAAAAAAUUUGCAUUUGGUGUCAUGAAUCCACAUGACAAAUAUGUUGAGCAGCUGAACAAAUUCUUUCUCAUUUCUUGCUUAUUCGCCAUUUUCAUAGACCCCUUAUUCUUUUACUUGUUGUCAGUGAAGAAGGACUACAAGUGUGUAGUAAUUAAUUGGCCAAUGGCAAUAAUCCUUGUGGUUUCCAGAAGCAUAACAGACUUUAUAUACUUGAUGCGCAUUCUUAUGGAGUUCAAGUUAGCAUUCAUUUCACCUGAAUCAAGAGUUGUAGGAGCUGGAGACUUGGUUAAACAUCAUACAAAAAUCGCAUUACAUUAUCUUUCUGGAUUUUUCUUCCUUGACUUACUUAUUGUACUCCCAAUUCCUCAGAUGAUUGUAUUAUUUGUGCAACCAAAUGGGGUUUCAUCACCAGGGGCUAGUUAUGCAAAGUUUCUCCUUCAAACAGUUAUUCUUAUUCAAUACAUUCCAAGAUUAUACCGAUUUCUGCCUCUUCUUGGUGGACAAUCUUCAAGUGGAUUCAUAUUUCAGUCAACAUGGGCAAACUUUGUCAUCAAUCUUUUGACUUUUGUCUUGGCGGGUCAUGUUAUUGGUUCAUGCUGGUAUAUGUUAGGGUUACUGAGGGUGAACAGAUGCCUUCGAGACAGCUGUCAUGAUUCUAGAAUCAUGGAUUGUAAGAAGUUUAUAGAUUGUGGGCAUGGGAAUGAUUAUGUUUAUAGGGGUUUUGAAGCUGUCAAUCUCACUACUGAAAGUAGUUUCAUCACAAGAUAUGUCUACUCCUCUUUUUGGGGGCUUCAGCAAAUCAGCACGUUAGGUGGGAAUCAAACUCCAAGUUACUUUGUUGGGGAAGUCCUUUUUACGAUGGGCAUCAUUGGACUUGGCCUUCUACUUUUUGCCCUUCUUAUUGGAAACAUGCAGAACUUUCUUCAAGGUCUUGGACGAAGACGACUUGAAAAGUCACUUAGAAGACGUGAUGUUGAGGAGUGGAUGAGUCAUCGACGUCUCCCAGAUAUGAUACGAAGAGAAGUUCGAGAGUCAGAGCGUUACCAUUGGGCAGCUACCCGAGGGGUGGAUGAAGAAACACUGAUGGAGAAUCUGCCUGAAGACUUGCAAAGAGAUAUUCGUCGCCACCUUUUUAAGUUUGUCAAGAAAGUGAAAAUUUUCGCACUUCUGGAUGAACCAAUCUUAGAUGCAAUAUGUGAAAGGCUAAGGCAAAAGACUUACAUCAAAGGAUGCACAAUUUUAUAUGAAGGAGGGUUUGUAACAAAGAUGACUUUUAUUGUAAGAGGAAAAAUGGAAAGCAUUGAAAAAAAUGGGAAUAAUAAAGUUUCAUUGUUGGAAGGUGAUGUAUGUGGUGAAGAACUUCUCAAAUGGUGCCUUGAAGAUAAAAGAAACCAAAGAAAACAAGGAAACAGAUUGCUUAGCAAUAGGACAGUGAAAUGCUUAAAAGAUGUGGAGGCAUUUGUUCUUCGGGCUGAAGAUCUUGAAGAAGUAAUCACACUUUUUGAUGGAUUUUUGAAGAAUGUUCGUGUUCAGUUUGCUAUUGGGAACAAAUCUCCAUACUGGCAAGGUGUGGCGGCAUCAACCAUUCAGAUAGUUGUUGUGGUUGAGUAUUUCCAAGUUAUUGGGUUGUUUGUUGGCAACGAGAUUCUAACCAAGACAAAUUUUUGA